AUGGAAAGUUCCAUGAACAAGCGUGGAUACGAAUGCAGUCAAGAGGAUGCAGACAACUUGGCAGAAUCGAAGAGACAAAAAGUGCCUGCUUUGGCAAGUGUUAUUGUGGAAGCUGUCAAGGUAGAUAGUCUGCAGAGGCUUUGCUCGUCUUUGGAGCCAUUGUUUCGCAAAAUCGUUAGUGAAGAGGUGGAACGAGCAUUAUCAAAGUUGGGAAAUUCAAAGUUAACGUCAAGGUCACCAGAACCUAAGAGGAUCCAAGGCCGCGAUGGAAGAAACCUUCAACUUCACUUUAAGACACGAAUGCCUCCACACUUAUUCACAGGUGGGAAAGUGGAGGGAGAGCGAGGCUCAGCCAUUCACGUGGUUCUUAUAGAUGCAAACACUGGAAAUGUAGUCCAAACAGGAGAAGAGUCGGCUUCCAAGCUCAAUGUUGUAGUGUUAGAGGGAGACUUCAAUGAUGAGGAUGAUGAAGAUUGGACGAGAGAGCACUUUGAGAGCUUUGAAGUGAAAGAGCGAGAAGGGAAACGCCCUAUCUUGACCGGUGACACGCAGGUAAUGCUUAAGGAAGGUGUGGGAACUUUGGGAGACCUUACUUUUACCGAUAACUCGAGUUGGAUUAGGAGCCGAAAGUUUAGGCUUGGUGUUAAGGUUUCUCCAGGGUAUGGUGAUAGCUUUCUCAUCCGUGAAGCUAAAACAGAACCUUUUGCUGUCAAAGAUCAUAGAGGAGAAUUAUACAAGAAACAUUAUCCACCGGCUUUACACGAUGAAGUCUGGAGACUGGAUAGAAUAGCGAAAGACGGAGUGUUACACAAGAAGCUACUGAAAGCUAGUAUUGUGACUGUUGAAGACUUCCUUCGACUACUUGUUAAGGAUCCACAGAAGCUGAGAAAUUUGCUAGGGAGUGGAAUGUCGAAUAGAAUGUGGGAGAACACUAUGGAGCACGCAAAGACAUGUGUGUUGGGUGGGAAGCUUUAUGUGUUUUACACGGAUCAGACUCACGCUACAGGCGUUGUCUUUAACCAUAUCUAUGAGUUCCGAGGCCUUAUUGCAAACGGACAGUUCUUAUCUCUAGAGUCUCUUAACCAUGACCAAAAGAUCUCUGCAGACAUUCUGGUGAAGAUAGCUUAUGAAAACUGGCAUAAAGCUGUUGAAUACGAUGGUAAGCUGUUGAAUUGCUUACCAGUGGCGGACAAGGAGAUAAAAGGCUUACCUGAACCAAAAAUAGCCACCGCACCAACAUCUCAAAACCAUCAGCAGAUGCAUAACCAGAACAAUAGACAAGCCGUGCAGUGUCAUCAGAAUGUUAUACCCUAUUCUCCCCUUCCCCAGCCGAUUGAAUAUCCUCAGUUUGUGCAGCAACAUUACAGCCAAUCAUUACCUAGCAACGUACAAGAUUACAACAGCAGGCCAAUGGAAAGUUCCAACGCGUACAGUGGAGAAGAUUGGUGUCGACCAAGAGCUGGACAAGGUCUUGAAGACAUAUUCAGUGAAGAAAUAAGACUGAGGAGUUCCGAGAUGCUUGAGACUGAUGAUAUGCAGAGACUGUUGAAGACUUUUGGGAUCGGUAUGAACAGUUUGGGAGGAACACAGGGCGGGUUUGGUCAGACGGAUGAGUCUUGUUACGGUUACAGUAUGCCGUACCAAGCUCAGAUCGAUAACACGUACAGGAGAGAGCGUAAUAGAGGGUCGGGAAAAGCUGUGGUGGGAUGGCUUAAGCUUAAAGCUGCUUUGAGGUGGGGUAUCUUCAUACGCAAGAAAGCUGCGGAGAGGAGGCCUCCUCAGAUUGUGGAGAUUGAAUGAAAAAAAAAAAGAGAAGAUAGAAGUGGCUUAGGCUUUUCUUUAGACGAUUUUUUUCGUUCUUAUGAAGGCUUUGAAGACAGCUUCUAUAAACACAAGAGUGUUCAUCUCUUGGAUGAACAAUUUAAGAGUAGAGAGAAGUGGACUUUGUUUCGUAUUUCUAAUGCUUUAUUUGUUUGCUCUCUUACAUUUCAUGUUAACUUUUGUUAUCAUCG
This is a messenger RNA of Eruca vesicaria subsp. sativa (arugula), 2012 nucleotides long. NCBI's taxonomy places the organism in Eukaryota, Viridiplantae, Streptophyta, Magnoliopsida, Brassicales, Brassicaceae. The record is from the annotation of a GenBank genome assembly.